Molecule: messenger RNA, 1066 nt
Organism: Physcomitrium patens
Lineage: Eukaryota; Viridiplantae; Streptophyta; Bryopsida; Funariales; Funariaceae
Product: signal peptidase complex subunit 3A
Biological process (GO): protein targeting to ER
Cellular component (GO): membrane; signal peptidase complex
Source: RefSeq, a predicted model, not a curated record
GCAUAGAGGGUUGUUGGGUGCUGGUGGGUCACGGGGAUCGAGGAGGAGGACUCGCUCCGCAGCGUCCGAGCUUCGGAUUUAUCACUUCCAUCGCUGCUGCUGCUGCUCGGUUGGUUGCCUCGGUGCAGCAGGGUUUGCACUGAUCGGACCGAGAGUGGAUUAGAAGUGUGUUUUGAGGGUUGAAAGCAAGCGCCUCUCUCCACCAUGUACUCAUGGAUGCUUCGGGUGAACACGGUGCUUACGUUGAGCGUGACCGUGUUGGCCCUUCUGUGCGCCGUGGCUUCGAUGGCCGACAACCUGCAUUGGCACACGCCGUCAGUGGAAUUAGAGGUUGUAAAUGUUGGACCGCUGGAAAGACUGCGGAACGGUGAUGACAGGGUUACUUUGUCGCUGAACAUCAAGGCAGACUUGGAAUCCGUGUUCACCUGGAAUACAAAACAACUCUUUGUGUUUGUAGCAGCUGAAUAUUGGAAUCCCGAAGAGGGAUUCAAUCAGAUUUCUUUGUGGGACACAAUUAUCGAGAAGAAAGAGAACGCAAAAAUCAACACGCAAGUAAAAUCCAAGCUUCUGAGGAGAUCAACUAGAAUUGGAUACUUUACAUAUCCUUUUCAAGGUAAAGACUUGAAAGGCCGUGACUUCAAUUUGACAAUGUACUGGAACGUGAUGCCAGUCACUGGUGUCUUCACCACUGACAAAGUUGUUGUUCCAGGGUUCCAACUCCCACAAUCUUACAAUUAGCACUCUUCCAAUAAAUGAAACUUCAAACAUGCUUGAGCCAGUUGGUGACUGCGGUUAUGUAUGCUACGAGAGUCGAAAUCUUAUGGGUACAUCAAGCUCGGGACACUUCUCUGUGUGUAUUGAGUUGAUUGAUUGCGUAAAUGUUUUGAAUUCAUAACAAGACAUUUGGUGGAAUAUUCCUUCAGCACGUACUGCAAGUUGUAUUGCAACGCAGAAGUUCACAAAGUAGACUCCAUGGGGUCGCUUCCCUAGUAAAAAUGUCAAGGGCACAUGGCUUUUUCAACCUGAAGCAUCCAUAAAUUAGCCUAACCCUAGAACAUCCUUAUCA